Calypte anna (Anna's hummingbird) is the source of this 568-nucleotide messenger RNA. Its product is annotated as retinal homeobox protein Rx2-like. Gene Ontology annotation, molecular function: DNA-binding transcription factor activity, RNA polymerase II-specific; RNA polymerase II transcription regulatory region sequence-specific DNA binding. The record is from RefSeq and is a predicted model, not a curated record. The transcript has 4 exons. Bases 1 to 435 code for a protein of 144 amino acids. NCBI's taxonomy places the organism in Eukaryota, Metazoa, Chordata, Aves, Apodiformes, Trochilidae. Gene Ontology annotation, biological process: regulation of transcription by RNA polymerase II.
AUGCAGAGCGCGGCCCCCGCCGCCCCGCCGGCUCUGCACCUCCUCACCUCCUACUUCAUCGACAGCAUCCUGAGCCGGGGCCCGGCGGCGGGGCGGCACGGCGAGGAGCGCCCGGUGCCGCCGCCACGGCCCGGCCGGGUGCGAGCCCCCGCGGAGGCUCCGGCGGCGGGCGGAGAAGCGGCGGGACCGCUGAAGAGGAAGCAGCGGCGGUACCGCACCACGUUCAGCACCUUCCAGCUGGAAGAGCUGGAACGCGCCUUCCGCAAGUCCCACUACCCCGACGUGUUCACCAGAGAGGAGCUGGCCCUGCGCCUGGACCUGACCGAAGCCCGAGUGCAGGUUUCUCAAUGCUUUAAAUCCUCUCAUGACAACAGCUUCAGUAGUAGUGAAAGCUCCUGGACCCCCGUCAGACCCUGCUCUUACUGCCUUCACUGAUCCAGCAGCAGCUGAAAGGAAAACCUCAAGCAUUGCAGCACUGAGACUCAAAGCCAAAGAACAUUCAGCACAAAUCCCUCAAUUAAACCUCAUCUCCAGUCUUGCAAACACUAACAAAGAACUUUGUUAGGAG